Molecule: messenger RNA, 1683 nt
Organism: Spodoptera exigua (beet armyworm)
Lineage: Eukaryota; Metazoa; Arthropoda; Insecta; Lepidoptera; Noctuidae
Source: the annotation of a GenBank genome assembly
AUGCUUCAAAACGCUGCAAUCCACCGAGCCAGACAAGUUGACAAUUACAAUAUGACAAUGACAAAUGACAACACAAACGAUGAGAUCUUUGACAGACAUAUUAAUAAUGACAGCCGACAGGCGAAAAACUGGCAACAAAAACACUGUAUCCUCUUCACUGCCAGCAAACAGGGGAUUGAGCGUCUUGAAAUAUUUGAUAACAAAGAUGAUGUUGCAUCUGGUGCUAUUCCCAAAAUUAUCACCCUCGAAAAUUGUAUUAAAAUAACACAUUCUAGUCCAAACACUAUUACAAUACUUACUAAGUCACACACCCAACAAUUAAGCACACAGUCAGAAGCAGAAACAUUAGAAUGGGUAACUGCCCUGCAAUCAGUGGCUUUUAAGGACAAGGAUUCCAGUCCUUUCAGCUGUGACGAAGACAAUGAUCUGUACUGUUCAUCAGGAGAGGGAGUAUUCUCAGUCAAAAUGUGCCCCUCUGAAGCAUCAACUAGAUGUGGUUUUGAACCAAUCAGAUAUCUUCUUCUGCUUACAUCUACUGCCAUAGAAUUAAGAGGUCAAAAUGAUGACAAAGUGUAUGCCACUUGGCCAUACAGGUUUAUUAGACGUUAUGGUUAUAGACAGGGUAAAUUUACUUUUGAAGCAGGGCGAAAAUGUGAUACAGGUGAAGGCAUCUUCCAUUUAGAACACCCAAAUCAAUCAGAAAUCUUCAAGUGCUUGUCUCUAAAAAUGAAGACUAUGAAGCAAAUGAUUGGCAAUGACAAUCUGAACAGUCCUGAACACAGUGAAUUCAAUAUUCAGUCAAGUGCCAAUUUGUUUCCAGGCUCUAGAAGUCCUUUAGUUGCUGCUAGACCUGAUGACUUGAACUUGAGUUCACUAUCAUUCAAGACUACUUCUGUAUCAAGCCAACAAAGUUCAUGCUCAGAAAGAGAUACUGCACCUUUACUGAUGCCUAAACCAGCAUUAAAACCUAAACCACUAAAGCCACCUCGUAAAAUCAUCAAUCUACCUAAGAAACAAGAGAUUCCAAUUUCAAAUGAAGAGACAUCUGAUUUUGCAAGAUUUAAAAAACUUGAUAAUUAUGAACCAAUAGACCAAGGAAAAAGAGAACCCAGUCCUCCUAGCCAGUCAGUGCCAUAUGACAGUGUUGAGGUAAGAUCUGAUGCAUGGAAAACAUUAGGAAUAGAUGAACCUGAACACACUGAGUUCACUCCUAACUUGGGCGAUAAUCCAAACUGUAUAAAACUUAUUUCUCGAUCUCAAGAUAACUUGAAUACCACUGGUCCAGAAUCUUCAAGAAUCAUUCUACUUCCAAGUCCAGUAGUUGAUCCUGAAGAUGAAAAUUAUGACAGAUUGGCAUAUUUUGGUUCAACAAGCAAAUUGAACAAGUCAUCACGAUAUAAAAAGAUAGAAGCAAGACCUACGACUUUGGCUCUUGGUGAACCAAAGAGUAAAGACACUUGGAAUGAUUAUGAUGAGGUUGAAAAUGUUAUGCAGACAGCCAGAUUGGCAGAUGAUUCUCAUUUAGGAUAUGGCAUGAUAAGAAAACCUAACACCCCAGGGCCACAAGUACCAACUGCUGCUCAAGUCCAAGCACUCCAGAACCAAGUUGGCUUGGAAGAUGUGGCACAUAACAUGUGCAAUGGGACCGAUUAUGCUAUCGUUAGCCGUCCAAAAAGAGUAUAA